AUGGCAGGCGAUGGAGAAUUCGAGCGAGUCCCUCGCCCCGAUAACUACCCUCACGGGCCCGAGUUCCAGCCGCGCACGCUGCACCAGAGGUUGCAAGGGAAAUGGUGGUACCGCGUGCCUCCCAACCACAGCAAACCCAUCUACCAAUUUCUGAGCAUUGGCCUUGGUGCAUCGAUGUGGUUCUGGGUAAACUUCCUUGUCAUCACGAAUCCUGCGUAUCCCGGACAAGUAUCGGCCCGUACAACAGAAGGGCGUCAUCAUCAGGCAUCAUUCAUCAGGUCUGAAGCCAGGCCGCGAUUCGCGUCAGAACAACAGUCAGGCGCAUCUUGA
Messenger RNA from Neurospora hispaniola, 330 nucleotides. RefSeq lists its product as uncharacterized. Lineage: Eukaryota; Fungi; Ascomycota; Sordariomycetes; Sordariales; Sordariaceae. Bases 1 to 330 code for a protein of 109 amino acids. The transcript is spliced from 2 exons. The record is from RefSeq and is a predicted model, not a curated record.